UGUUAUCUUUCUAUAGAUAAAAUUUAUUGAGUAUUGUUUUUUCCUCAAUAUUGAUGUUUUUUUAACGGGUUUUCAUAAGAAAGAGGUUCUUCAUUCGACUGCAUUUUUUGCAGGCUUAAUCCUCAUUUCAAGAAAAAUAGGCAAGAUGACUAAUAAAGAAGAUAUGGACGAGCAAUCAUACAAUCCGCGAUUGGCUGCGUUGUUAGCAGUUCACCUCGUUAGUCAAGUAUUGGAUGAAGCGUACGUUAUAGCAAAUGCUGCAAGAGAAUCAGGUCAACCAUGGCAUUAUUUAUCAGUGAUGAAAAAUUUGAAGGUUAAUAAAGGUGAAGUGGAAGACGAGGAAUUUUCGUAUAAUAUAAUACCGAAUGACGACAACGACGAUGAUUUGAGAGAUAAGUUGGAUAUUGCUACCAAUAUUGUUGUUACGUCUACACCUCAAAAGAAUACUGACGAAGUUGUAAAAAUAAAGAAAAUGGAAACAAAUUUUAUUGGCCAAGGCGAUGAAGAAUAUAUACACUGUAAUGAAUUAACAAAAUCAACAUCCAUGUUUAUUAAUCAUCUAUUUGAUAUGAGCGAAGUCGAACAUAUGAGUAUGCCUGAUGAAGAUGAACUUUCAAUUAAAAAUUUUAAACCAGAUUUACUUAUUGAAGACAUAUCAAAAAUAAUAGAAUCUUACAUAAAUGUUGCCCUAAACAUCGGUUUUACCGGAAAAUAUCAAGAUAAUAUAACACAAAUGACUGCAAACACUUCUAGCAGUACAACUUAUUCAUCUUACUCAUUUCUAUCUGAUGUCUGUCUUAAUAAUAAAGAUAAUGAAGUAGCAAUAUUCACAGAUGACAGUAAUAAUGAUAAAAUACAAGAGUUAGGAUUGGAAUUAAAUGAAGACGUAGAGAAAACUAAUGUACAAUGCAUUAAAGAGGACGGGAAAAAUACUUUAUCAUUUGAAAAUGCUUAUUUAACUUUGAAUCGUGAUUACGAACAAUGUUCUGAAGAAGAUGGAGAUCCUGUAUUACAGGAUCCGAAGGCCCUUACAUUGCAAGAAGUAGAAUUGAUGACUGUUCACACUUCGGAAGUUGAUUUGUUUCCAUAUAAAAAAUCUAUUCAAAAAUCGAAGGUACUUAAAGCAAUAUCUGCAGCACCGGCCUCUGUAAGUGGAUCUCGCAAAAGCAGCUUAGUUCACCGUUGUCGUACACAAGGAGCUAGGUUACUGGCUUGCCUUCGCGGUUGGUGGAGACGCAAAACUCCAGGGAAACGAAAGGAGUCCCGUGGCCCAUUGCGUGGACUAUGUCCUUUGUCUCCAGAUGCUCGACGUCGCACUGCCAGCCUUCUUGAUCAAAGUCGGAUGCGCUCUCCUUCACCUUCACGGGCUGUCGUAUGGAAAUUCAACACUGUUAACGAAACUUUAGUAAAUUCCUCUCGUUGGAAGGAAUAUCCGUUCGAUAUCAGACCAGAUGAAUGUGGCGAAUAUAAUUAAUAUCUUAUUUUAAAUAUGUUGGCCCUAAUGUUUGCUUAUGAUUUAAAUAUUUUGUCAUUCUCUUCAGUUAAUAAAUACAGUUUUUUUUUAAUCAUAAAUACAAUAAUUUAGAGGACAAAAAUCCUUUAUGUAUGUAAGUAUUAUAAAAUUGAUAGAUUACUUACUAUGCUAUUACCAGAUGGAGACUUUGUACAAAAGUCGUUUGCUUGGGCACCUCUGUCCCAUUCAUGUUUCUACCGUGAAACAGGUGUUUGCAUGGUUUGCGUUUCGGUAUAAAGGGUAGGAUAUGGCAGUGAAUUUACAGGGUACAGAGGAAUAACACCUGAGUCCUCAGGAAUGGCAAAGCAUGGCGGGUAUCAUGGGCGAAACAGUAUACUCUGUUAUGUCCAUGGUACUGCUCAUGUCUAUAGGCGACGGUUACCAUUUUCCAUCAGGUGGACCGUCAACUUGUUUGCCAUUCUAAAUUGCAUAAAAAAAAAACUUGGAAUUACAUACAUGUAUCACAUAUAUCGAUCGAAAUAGUUUAGGACAAAUGUACAUAUAUC
Molecule: messenger RNA, 2019 nt
Organism: Galleria mellonella (greater wax moth)
Lineage: Eukaryota; Metazoa; Arthropoda; Insecta; Lepidoptera; Pyralidae
Exons: 10
Coding region: 146-1474 (442 amino acids)
Source: RefSeq, a predicted model, not a curated record